Molecule: messenger RNA, 1368 nt
Organism: Phytophthora nicotianae INRA-310
Lineage: Eukaryota; Oomycota; Peronosporomycetes; Peronosporales; Peronosporaceae
Exons: 1
Coding region: 59-1219 (386 amino acids)
Molecular function (GO): FMN binding; oxidoreductase activity
Source: RefSeq, a predicted model, not a curated record
UCUGCGACGACAACAACCACUGCAUCAAAAGUUGCAUCAACCAAGUAUUUUUAUUAAAAUGUCUGCCAACCUCGCCGACUACGAGCUGUUCAAGCCCCUGGAGCUGGCCCCGGGGCUCACGCUCAAGAACCGCAUGGUCUUCAGUCCAUGCACGCGCGCACGCUCUGACAUCAAGACGCGCUGUCCGAACGACGAGAAUGUCAAGUACUAUGCCGCUCGCGCCGGUGCCGGUUUGAUCAUUUCGGAGGGCUGCGCUGUGUCGGAGCAAGGCUACGGCUGGUACGGAGCUCCCGCGCUCUACACGGAUGAGCAACAAGAGGGCUGGCGCAAGAUUGUCGAAGCGGUGCACGCCGAGGGAGGCAAGAUCUUUGCGCAGCUGUGGCACAUGGGUCGCCAGUCGCACCCGUCGUUCCACCCGAGCAACGAAGUGGCGUCGUGCUCCUCGUCGUGCUACUCGACUGGCCGCACUCAUGACGCGGAGGGCAAUGCUACAGGCUUUCCCACCACUCGCGCUAUGACGAUCGAAGAGGUGCGUCAAGUGAUCGAGGACCACCGCAAGUGUGCCGAACGCGCCAAGUCUGCCGGAUUUGACGGCGUUGAAUUCCACGGUGCAGGAGGCUACCUGAUUGAUGAGUUCCUGCAGUCCAGCACGAAUACACGCACUGAUGAGUACGGUGGACCUGUUGAAAACCGCUUUCGUUUUUUGCGCGAGUUAAUCGAGGCGGUGACCACUGUCUACCCUGCCGACCGCGUGGGCGUACGUCUCUCUCCAAACGGUGUGUACGGCGGCAUGGGCAGCGAGGACAAUUAUGAGACGUUCACGUACGUGAUCUCGGAGUUGGGCAAGAUGGGACUGUCCUACCUGGCCACACACGACGGCUUCGGCUUCGGUCGCUCGGACAAAUGCCGCGUGUUCACGGUGUUCGAGUUGAAGACGCUGUUUAAGGGCCGCGUCAUGGCUACUUGCAGCUACACGCGCGACCAGGCCGAGGGCGUGUUGCACGCUGGUGUGGCCGACUUAGUUGGCUUCGGCCGCCCGUUCCUGGUGAACCCAGACCUGCCGGAACGCUUCCGCAACGACUGGCCUCUAGCCGAACCGCUUCCAUACGAGCUGUUCUGGAACGCGAAGAAAGGUUUGGAAGGCUACCACUUCCCUGCGUACGACCCAAAGAAGGCGGAGGCGGACAAGGAGAAGCAAGCGAGUCCCGUGGACCCAUAAGUUGUGGGGCUACUAGCUUAAUGCGCCACAAGUUGACUAGACUUCCUGAUCAUCGACAAGCAAAAAAAAGUAUCUUGAUCACUUCAAUAUAUUUUGGUAUCUUGAAGAGUUUUUAAGUUAGCUUUCUAUCCGAAAUUAACGGAUGCCAG